CGCACGGACGUGGUGAGCCAGAGGCUGGACGACACAGCGCGGCACGGCACGGCACGGCACGGCAACGUCAGCCGAGCGGCGACUACAGGAGCCGAGGUUCUGUGUGGAGAUAUUUGGAGUUGGAGGAGGAGGGCGACGACUCCGCCACUUGUCCGAUCGUAGGAGAAACAUUGAAACUCCCUCACUCCCGGAGCCUUAAACACUGACACAAGUCAACAGACGCAUUGUUACGUACACAGUGAAGCACACGAGCAAAUAUGAGUGAAGACAAACCAGCUGAGAGCGGGGAAACUGCCCACGCCGACGCCAACGCUAUCCCUAACGGGAGAGGCCACGAGCCUGGUGAGGAGAUCACAGCGCUGGCCAAAACUCCAGCGGCAGACGACAGUCAAAAAGAAACUGAACCCAACAGUGCCCAGAAUGCAAGUCCACACAAAGCUGAGAGUGCUGAGACCGACAGCCAGGACUUCUUAUCAGGCUCAGAUGAGAAGAAGGCGACGCGCUUCACAGACUUUGAAGGGAAAACCUCGUUUGGGAUGUCAGUCUUCAACCUGGGCAACGCCAUCAUGGGGAGUGGGAUCCUCGGGCUGGCCUACGCCAUGGCUAACACAGGGGUCGUCCUGUUUUUGAUACUCCUCACAGUGGUGGCCGUCCUCUCCUCAUAUUCCAUCCAUUUGCUGCUAAAGUCGUCUGGUAUCGUAGGUAUACGUGCGUAUGAGCAGCUCGGUUACAGGGCCUUUGGGACCCCGGGGAAGAUGGCCGCCGGCAUCGCCAUCACACUGCAGAACAUUGGAGCCAUGUCCAGUUACCUGUACAUCGUCAAGUAUGAGUUUCCUCUGGUCAUCCAGGCCUUUCUGAAGGUGGAUAAUCCUGCAGGCGAAUGGUUCCUGAACGGAAACUACCUUGUGAUCAUCGUGUCUGUCGCAGUCAUUUUACCUCUGGCUCUGAUGAAGCAGCUCGGGUACCUGGGAUAUACCAGUGGCUUCUCUCUGACCUGCAUGGUUUUCUUUCUCAUUUCGGUCAUCUAUAAGAAGUUCAACACGCCGUGUCCGUUUGUGGACUUCUCCUUCAACGCGAGCGCCAGCGUCGUCAACAUCACUGCGAUGGAGCCCGGCGGGGAGAUCAAUCCUGCUUGUAUCCCCAAAAUGGCCAAUCUGAACUCACAGACGGCCUACACCAUCCCCAUCCUGGCGUUCGCCUUUGUGUGCCACCCCGAGGUCCUGCCCAUCUACACAGAGCUGCGCAAUCCCACCAAGAAAAAGAUGCAGCAUGUGUCCAACAUCUCCAUCGCAGUCAUGUACGUCAUGUACUUCCUGGCUGCGCUUUUUGGAUACCUGACGUUCUAUGGUGAAGUGGAAGCGGAGCUGCUUCACACGUACAGCCGCAUCGAUCCGUACGACACCCUGAUCCUGUGCGUGCGCGUGGCCGUGCUCACCGCCGUCACGCUCACUGUGCCCAUCGUGCUCUUCCCUGUACGGAGAGCCAUUCAGCAGAUGUUGUUCCCCAACAAGACGUUCUACUGGCCUCGCCACAUCGCCAUCGCCGCCGUUCUGCUCACCUUCAUCAACCUGCUCGUCAUCUUUGCUCCAAACAUCCUGGGCAUCUUUGGGAUCAUCGGUGCCACGUCUGCCCCGUGUCUCAUCUUCAUUUUCCCCGCCGUGUUCUACAUCCGUAUUGUACCCAAAGAAGAGGAGCCCAUGCGCUCGGUGCCCAAAAUUCUGGCUGCCUGUUUUGCAGGGAUAGGCUUCCUGUUCAUGAUCAUGAGUCUGAGCUUCAUCAUUAUUGACUGGACGUCGGGCAGCAGUAAAGCCAGCAGCGGUCACUAGACGCCACCGUCCACCUACUCUUCAGGUUUUGUAUUGUUGAUUUAGACCUGUGUGUUGUAAUGUUACUGCUUUUGAUUUCUUUGGUUUUUGCUGUUGUUGGAUAAUGUUUGACGUUAAAGACGCCCGCGUGUGUUCCAUCAGAGAUUAUUGGCCUUAGAGGAGGAGGAGGAGGAGGAGUCUCACUCUAAUGAUAUCACAUUUUACUGCACAUCCUGUCAGACAAUGCACACGCACGUCAGCAGACUUUUCUUAGGGAAGCUCAAAGUGAAUUAACUGCAUAAAGAUUGAUGUCGACACUUGGAGGCCGCGCCUCCAGAGGUGGAUAUAACAACACAAUUAUUACACUCUAGCAUGAUGCUGCUGCUGCUGCUGUCUUUAUACACCUGCCCUACUUUUAUCAUCUUUAAUCCAUAAACUGCUACUUCUCAGAUUAGAUUACACAACCUGAAGCUCCUCCCUAUUUUAGGACCUAUUUUAUGAUAGAUAAUUAUCUCAUAUUGUAUUAUUAUUACAGGUUAUAUGAAUCACUAUAGUUUUGCAACUCAGAGGAAAGGUGAUAGAAACAGCUAUUGCACAGAUUGGUAGAUUAGAUUUACAGAAAUGUAAAGGAACAGUUCAACACUUUGAAUGGAGCAGUGUCAGGUGUCAGGUGUUUCCACCAGCGCGACUCGCCUCGCCUCGGCACAGUUAUUCUGCUUUUCCAUUAGCGAUAGUACCUGGUACUUUGUUUAGUUCCUGCUCUGACGAGGUUCCAUACGAGCUGAGUCCGACUGCUGGUCACUGAUCACUGGUCAGAGAGCGUCGCCACUGGAAGAGGCACAAGAAUCCAAGCGAACAAUCCUGUAGAAUUGUAGAUCAGUUCAAAAAGACUUAGAAAUCCUAAAAACGUGGCUUAAUCUCCAACAUUUAGCAAAUGAAAUGUCUAAAACCUCAUCAUUUAACAGUCUGUGCUGCGGUCACACAGGAAGUACUGAACAAAUAUUCUAAUGAUUCAGUUACCCUGAAAAAGUCACUAGUCACUCACACACUGUGUGUGUCACGUAUAAAACGAAGUCACGGCAGUUUCAUGCAGCCGCGCUGUGAUGACUCCGCCCACGUUGAGGAGGAACUACAUUGUAAUGGAAAACCAACCAAACCGUGCCGAGUCGAGGCGAGCUGAGCUGUGCUGGGACCACUUUGCUCGUUUCAUGCAGCAGAGGAUGAAAAAGCCCAAAUGGAGUUCUCACACUAGGUUGUUUUCCUCCAUCGUGAGCCAUCGUGAGACACCUGCACACCGUCAAGUGUUAACCAUUGAAAAAAUGUGGGACUGUUCCUUUAAUGUGUGCAGCUCGCCCUAACACGUGCUGCUGCUGCUGUUUAUUUUAAGGUGGAGAGUUGCCUAAAGUCUCACCUCCAUCAGUGCAGGGUGCAGAGCCACUGACAGAAUGUGGUGCAGUGUUUUUACCAUCAGCACAUUUAUCACUACAUGUAUAUUUAUUAUAUAUAUAAUAUAAACUACUCUACUUGAUUAAAAACGUCUGACGCUGCAGUAUGCACAGAAUGAGAUGAGAUGAGCGGACAGUGCAGGGCUGCAGUUCUCUUCAGAUCACCGUGACAACGGAGGAAGCCUCGCUGGAGUUUUAUUGUUCAUCUGUAAAAAACAAGGCAUUGAAUACAUUGAAUGCCGAACUGUAGAUCCGUUAAAAAGACUGAAAAUAAUAAUAAUAAACAAUCCUGAAAAUGUGGCGAAAUCUCCAACAUUUAGCAAAGGAAAUGUCUAAAAUCUCAAUAUUGAACACAGGAGUCUGGUGAUUUUAGUCUGUGAACUGAUUCUAAUGAUUCACUUGCACUAAAAACAACUGCUUUACAAGUCACUAGUCACUCGUUGUGCGGUGAUGACUCCGCCCACAUUGAGUUGGUACUAUUGUGUAGUGGAAAACCAACCUAAACCAUGCCGAGGCGAGGCGAGGCGAGCUGGGACCACACACAGGUGGAAAAGGGGCUUCAGUUUUACUGCAGGUAAUCAGAGAGAGAACCAAAACAUGUGCACAACAACAACAACAACAACAACAACAACAACAACAACAGGGUCAGGUGUGUGUGUGUGUGUGUAAAUAUCUCUGCCUCCAGCACAAGCUUGAUUCCUAACAGAGGCGACGACCCCCAACAUCAGUGUCUCUUAACAUUCCUGCUGGUUAGAUAAAGCACUUUUUCUCUUUUCUUCAAAGCACAACUUCUCAUCACAGACGUCAAUCAUUUAAAAAAACAAAGAAGUGUCCUCACAUUUUGCUAAAGGGUGUUUGAAGUGUGUGUGUGUGUGUGUGUGUG
Molecule: messenger RNA, 4133 nt
Organism: Solea solea (common sole)
Lineage: Eukaryota; Metazoa; Chordata; Actinopteri; Pleuronectiformes; Soleidae
Product: sodium-coupled neutral amino acid transporter 3-like
Exons: 17
Coding region: 258-1826 (522 amino acids)
Biological process (GO): asparagine transport; L-glutamine transport; histidine transport
Molecular function (GO): L-histidine transmembrane transporter activity; L-glutamine transmembrane transporter activity; L-asparagine transmembrane transporter activity
Source: RefSeq, a predicted model, not a curated record